Molecule: messenger RNA, 2693 nt
Organism: Cuscuta campestris
Lineage: Eukaryota; Viridiplantae; Streptophyta; Magnoliopsida; Solanales; Convolvulaceae
Source: the annotation of a GenBank genome assembly
CCACCGCAAACGUUGCCUUCAGCCUCCAUUCCCCUUUUUCUCUCUGCUCUUUCUUCAACUGCUGCACGGCAGCUCAGUUCCCGGCAGAGGCGAUGGGUGCGCCGGCUAUUCUACCAGAUCUUGGCACCGAGAUCCUGAUUCCGGUGUGCGCCGUCGUCGGCAUAGCCUUCGCGCUCAUCCAGUGGAUCAUUGUGUCCAAGGUUAAGAUGUCGCCGGAGAAGUCCGCUUCAGGCUCUGACGGGAAGAACGGAUUUGCUGAUUCGCUAAUUGAGGAGGAGGAAGGCAUCAAUGACCACAGCGUCGUUCACAAGUGCGCCGAAAUCCAAAGCGCCAUCUCAGAAGGUGCAACUUCUUUCCUAUUCACUGAAUACCAAUAUGUUGGUAUUUUCAUGGUUGCUUUUGCUGUUUUGAUCUUUGUCUUCCUCGGCUCGGUUGAAGGCUUUAGCACAAAGAGUCAGGCGUGCACCUAUGAUGAUACCAAAUUGUGCAAGCCUGCUCUUGCUACUGCUGUCUUUAGCACCAUAUCCUUUGUUUUAGGUGCUGUUACUUCCGUGGUUUCUGGUUUUCUUGGAAUGAAAAUAGCUACUUAUGCAAAUGCGAGAACAACCUUGGAAGCUAGAAAGGGUGUUGGAAAGGCUUUCAUUACUGCAUUUAGAUCUGGUGCAGUGAUGGGCUUCCUUCUUGCUGCUAAUGGUCUUUUGGUACUGUAUAUUACCAUCAAUCUCUUCAAGUUGUAUUAUGGUGAUGACUGGGAAGGCUUGUUUGAGUCCAUAACUGGUUAUGGUCUCGGUGGAUCUUCAAUGGCCCUCUUUGGCAGAGUUGGUGGAGGUAUAUAUACAAAAGCUGCAGAUGUUGGCGCUGAUCUUGUGGGGAAGGUGGAGCGGAAUAUUCCGGAGGAUGAUCCCAGAAAUCCAGCAGUUAUUGCGGACAAUGUUGGCGAUAAUGUUGGUGAUAUUGCUGGUAUGGGGUCAGACUUGUUCGGCUCAUAUGCAGAGUCAUCAUGUGCAGCCCUUGUUGUUGCUUCAAUUUCUUCCUUUGGGAUCAACCAUGAGUUUACACCUAUGCUCUAUCCUCUUCUUGUCAGUUCUGUAGGAAUCCUUGUUUGUUUGCUCACCACUCUAUUUGCAACUGAUUUCUUUGAAGUCAAGGCUGUAAAAGAAAUUGAGCCAGCAUUGAAGAACCAACUUAUUAUCUCCACUGCCCUGAUGACCGUUGGAAUUGCUAUUGUUACCUGGAUUGCACUUCCAUCUUCCUUCACCAUUUUCAACUUUGGAUCUCAGAAGGAGGUACAGAGCUGGCAAUUGUUCUUGUGUGUUUGUGUUGGAUUGUGGGCUGGGCUUAUUAUUGGUUUUGUGACAGAGUACUACACAAGCAAUGCUUACAGUCCCGUUCAAGAUGUUGCAGAUUCUUGCCGCACUGGAGCUGCUACAAAUGUUAUUUUUGGCCUUGCAUUGGGUUACAAAUCGGUUAUUAUUCCAAUCUUUGCCAUCGCCAUCAGCAUCUUUGUUAGUUUCAGCUUUGCUGCAAUGUAUGGCAUAGCAGUUGCUGCUCUUGGAAUGUUGAGCACCAUAGCUACUGGUUUGGCCAUUGAUGCGUAUGGUCCCAUCAGUGACAAUGCUGGAGGGAUUGCAGAGAUGGCUGGCAUGAGCCAUAGGAUCCGUGAGAGAACCGAUGCCCUUGAUGCUGCAGGAAACACCACUGCAGCAAUUGGGAAGGGAUUUGCAAUUGGAUCUGCUGCUCUUGUGUCCCUAGCACUGUUUGGUGCAUUUGUGAGCCGAGCUGAAAUUUCGACAGUGGACGUCCUCACACCAAAAGUGUUUAUCGGGUUGCUGGUUGGUGCAAUGCUUCCAUAUUGGUUCUCUGCCAUGACAAUGAAGAGUGUAGGAAAAGCUGCUCUUAAGAUGGUUGAGGAAGUGCGCAGGCAAUUCAAUACCAUCCCUGGACUCAUGGAGGGCACUGCCAAGCCUGACUACACAAACUGUGUCAAGAUCUCCACCGAUGCCUCCAUCAAGGAGAUGAUUCCCCCCGGUGCUCUUGUCAUGCUCACUCCACUAAUUGUUGGGAUUUUCUUCGGUGUGGAAACGUUGUCCGGCGUUCUUGCUGGAUCUCUCGUCUCUGGUGUCCAGAUUGCAAUUUCUGCAUCCAACACCGGUGGUGCUUGGGAUAAUGCCAAGAAAUAUAUCGAGGCCGGAGCUUCAGAACAUGCGAGAACACUUGGUCCCAAGGGAUCUGAUCCGCACAAAGCUGCCGUGAUUGGCGACACAGUUGGCGAUCCUCUCAAGGACACAUCCGGGCCAUCGCUCAACAUUCUCAUCAAGCUCAUGGCUGUCGAAUCCCUCGUGUUUGCUCCCUUCUUUGCCACUCAUGGCGGUCUGCUCUUCAAGAUCUUCUAGAAGCGUGAACGAACGAUCUCAUCCUGUUCACUUCUCAUGCCAANUGAACUGUCUGUCAAGCACAUUUUGUUCUUUUUGUUGUUCAGUAUGGUGUUUAGAUGAAAUUUUGCUUGGAGUUUUGUAUGGUCGGUUUAUGGCGAUGAUGAUGAUAACGGCCUAUGGGCUAUGGACGACUUUUAAAGGGAUAUGUUGAGUUCUUGCCAUUCAAAAAAAUGUAUUGCCAACCAACCCCCUUAUGUUGAGUUCAUUACUGUUUUUAAUGAUAUGUUUUUAAAUUUGGAAUACAUUUUCCUUUGAAAU